AUUGGAUUAAACUAUAAUUAGAUUAUUUUAAUUAAUCGAUUAAUCGAAAUCGAAUAUAAAAAAGAAAUAAUCGAUUACUCGAAAAUAAUCAAUUAAUCGAAAAUAACCGAUUAAUCGAUUAUCGGUUAAAAAAAAAUCGAUUAUUUUGCCAAUCUCUAAUGACGAUUUAGAUGAAUUAAUGUUUACCGCGACAGAUAAAAUUAAAUAAUUUGGAGCAAGUUUGGUUCCACUUUUUAAUUUAAUGUUAAUCCACAUAUUUUCCUGUUAAAAUACAGAUAAUGCAAUAUUAAAAGAUAAAUCAAAUACAUGACAUUGGUACUGAUUAGUAAUAUAAAAAUUCCUUCUGUAAAUACACUGUUGACAAGAUGCUCUUCAGAUUUUGCAAACCACACCAAAUUUAAGGUUCAUUUUAAGUCAAGACACACCUUAGCUAAACCGUAAUCGAAAGUUGAAUCGGUGCAAACGGCUCUAAGUCUGUUUAAGCAACAUUUGAAUGUGGUAAAAUUUAAUUUUUAGCAUUACAAUAGAUAAAAUAGAAAAAAAUUAAUAGAUGUAUAAAGUAAUUUUUGUAAUCGAUUUGUAUACAUUAGUAAAACAUGUUUUGAGAGUAUGAUUUUAUACACAAGUAGUGUUUUGUAAUCUAAUUAAACCGAUAUGUGAACCACUCCCGAGUUACUGGUACGUUAUCACUCGGAAUCACUUAAAAAAAUCUAUCAAAAUCUCCUAAAUCAUUACGGAAAUACCCUAAUUUCGAAAUCGUUACCGAAAUUCCGAAAACAUGGCCGACAUUCCAAAAUCAAAACGCCCAUCUGAGUAAACAAGUGGAUCAGAAAAACGAGCGAAGAGCAAAAAAGGUUCCUUGAAUAUUCCUCGAGAAAAUUUUAUUUUUUUUUCCCGAAAUAGUACAAUAAUAAUGAUUAGGGGAAAUUCUGUAUAAUGAUUUCGGAGAAAUUAAAGGGGAUUUCGGCGAAAUUAAAGAGGAUUUCGGCGAAAUUAAGGGGGAUUUCGGCGAAAUUAAGGAGGAUUUCGGCAAAAUUAACGGGGAUUUCGGCAAACUCAUUGAAUUAUGAGUGAUUCAGAAAUCAUAGAAAUCGUAAAAAUGUAUAAUAUAGUCCACUUGAAUUAAACAAAAAAAUUACCUUGAAACGAAAAUGUUUAGCACAGUAUAGAUAUGCAGAUUGCAAUGAAGGUUUUGACUGCUUUUAAUAAAAUUUCCCUAUGCAAAAAAGAGAAUGAUCGGAAGAAGGUAUUAUACAAGGUGAUGGGCGGCAGACGCAUGGAUUUAAAAAUGAGAUAAGACGCAGACUGUUACAAAACGAUAAUUUUUUUAUUUUUCCAAAAAUUUAUGUUUAACCAGUUUCGAACAAAGUAUCGGUCAAAUGGCGCAUCCUAUACUCUAAUCAACGAGUAAGCCUUUUUUUGAAGUUUACAUGCACUCUUUGAAGCAUUGCCACAUGGAUUACGAUUUACGAAUGUUGUUCUUGAUGUUGUCCUGAAUCCUGGAACGAUCGUUGUAACCAAGGAUUUUAGGUAUCCCUACAGGAAAAAAAUCAGGAGAGCGUGUUGGCCAGUUUAAAUUGCCACUUGAUGAGGCGCCCGAGGAGUCAUCUCGCAAAUUCUUGCUGUGUGGGCUCUAGCUCCUCCCCUUCCAACUGAGGUAAGAACAAAUCCUGGAUUAUGGUCAGGUAACGUGCAGAAGUGACCGUAACCGCUCGAUCAUUUUCUUCAAAAAAGUAAGGGCCGAUGAUCCCAAUUUUUGAAAUAGUCAGAGUGCAGGGGCCUCUGGUCGAGCUCCCAAGGAUUCGUAUCACUCCAAUAUUGCAUAUUUUAUUUAUUUACACAUCCACUGAGGUGAAAAUGUGCCUCGUUAGAGAAGAAAACGGUACCGUCUCGAGGCAAUGCAGCAAGCAGGUUUUCACUAGAAUGCUCUGGUUUCAAAAUUACAUGGCUUCAAUUCUUGGACUACAACCAUCUUGUAGGGGUGCAAAUGAAGAUGUUCUUUAACGAUACGUUGAAUAGAACGUCUUGAAAUGCCUAGGGCACCUGCCUCUUUCCGAACUGAACAUCUUGGAGAUUGUGCAAGGACAGCUCGAACCUUUUCGGUGUUUUAUGGGGGUAGUAACGGUAAUCUGAGGCUCCCUUCUUACCGUGGACCCAUUUCCGGAAUCCUGAAAUCCAUUAAUCCUCGAAAGAAUUCGAUUUCGACAUAAAAUUCGGUAACGGGGAGCUAUAUUGAACUUUUAACAGAAGGCACGCUUCAUAUGGCUACUGGCCAAGCGUGGAAAAUAAACUUCCCUUCCCCCUCUUUCGAACCACUCCACUUUCGUCUAGGACCAAUCGGAAGUGAGCAAUUACCUCUUCAAAUCCAUGCGUCUGCCGCAUGGCACUCUUUAUAUAAUAUAUACAUUUUUCGGUUCUUUUUUCCAGUUUUUUGUAUUUUACUUGGAAAAAAAAAUUUACUAGAUUUUUUUUAUAGAACCAACGAUUUGCUAUCGAUUAUGUCUCUAUACAUUUUUUGCCAAACUUCAUAUUUUUGCUGCUAAAGCGCCCCAAAAAAAUACAUUUUGCGAUUCUUCACAUUUACAUGAAAAUCACGCACUUUGGUGACAAAUUUCAUCAGAGCAAAGUUGUAGUAUAGAAAAUUUUCCUAUCGAACCUAUAAAACAGAUUUCCUGGAAACCUAUAAUUUUCGCCACUAUAGCGCAUGCGCGGAAAGUGUGUCAUUUUUUCGUAUUGUUCGUAAACACAGAAAAAAUAAUAAGUUUGGUAAAAUUCAUAAUUCAUAAUGUUGCAACUACAUUUAUUAAAAAAACGACUCGCUUUCCGCGCAUGUGCUGUAGCAGCUGAAUCGAUGGUUUUCCAAAAGAAACUAUUUUAUAGUUUCGAUAUUUCGCACUACAACUUCGAUCUGAUGAAAUUUUAUACCAAAGUGCGUGGUUUUUAAGCCGGCUACUCACUACGCGUUACUUGCCAAGUACUUUGCAAGUACCAUGUAAUGUGUAUGGAGACUUGUAUAGAGCAAGUUACUUGUACCUCCCGUCGGUUGUCGGUAAACGGACCGAAGUCAAAGGAUCCGCGUAAAGUUACUACUACUACUUUAGAAAGCGUGCGUAGAUGUAGACGAUUUACUUGUACUCGAACAAGUACUUGCCAAGUGCAGUCCAAGUCAAGUAACUCGGCAAGUAACGCGUAGUGAGUAGCCGGCUUUAUGUAAAAUGCGAAUAACCGCAAAAUAUGUUCAAUUGUUUGUUUGGCAAGUUUUAGUGUCAAAAAUAUGAAGUUUGGCAAAAAAAUAAUCACUGUUGGGUUCGAAUUGAAGACCACAAGGGAAAAAUGGGGAAUGUCACAAAAAUUUUUUGUCGUACGUUCCAUCAUAUCUUGCGAAAAUGUUGUAAAUGCUGGAGUAAAAUUACAAACAAUGUGUAGAAUAUUACAAACAGAAGUUCAAGAACCAAGAAGCAAAGAGAACUUAAAUGAUUUAGCAAAUUUAGUAGAAGCAUUGCCUAUGAGUUUUUCCAUUUCGGGAUUUUUUAAUAUGAAUAAGCAACUAAUUCCAAGUUUAAUCAGUGGAAUAACUUCUUAUUUAAUUGUAAUGAUACAAUUUAAGGCGCAAGGAUCCUGUAAUUAAUAUUUUUACCGUUUUCACAAACCGCAAUUGUACACAUUGUAGUAAAAAUAUAUAGAGAAUUUCAAGUCGCAGUAAAUUUAAUCCUGAACUAAUUAAAAUACCAUUGGGUAAUUCAACAUUUUUGAUAAAUUGAUGGGUACCUAUGCAAUCCAUUUUUAUUCAUUAUAAUAAUUUUUUGUUUAUUUGUUUUAUAUGUACUAAUAUUUAUAUGUCCUAGAUUUUUGUCCUUUAUGUAUGUUUUUUUGAUUAAAAAAGUUAAAUUUACUUAUCUUUAACGUGUGGAGGGUGGGUUAACCCACAAAGCUUAUACCUCACUAGGGGAAACCAUCCAAAAGUGGUAAUCUUUUUUCUUAUUUGGAUUUUGCGCAUUUAGUAAUUAAAUUUAUCUUCUUUUAAUUAUUUC
This is a messenger RNA of Psylliodes chrysocephalus, 4031 nucleotides long. The record is from the annotation of a GenBank genome assembly. Lineage: Eukaryota; Metazoa; Arthropoda; Insecta; Coleoptera; Chrysomelidae.